Molecule: messenger RNA, 1711 nt
Organism: Nematolebias whitei (Rio pearlfish)
Lineage: Eukaryota; Metazoa; Chordata; Actinopteri; Cyprinodontiformes; Rivulidae
Gene: znf488
Product: PR domain containing 8
Exons: 4
Coding region: 1-1605 (534 amino acids)
Biological process (GO): regulation of DNA-templated transcription
Cellular component (GO): nucleus
Molecular function (GO): protein binding
Source: RefSeq, a predicted model, not a curated record
AUGUCCUAUGCUACUUUACUUACUGGUUUUAAAAACCAAUGGAUUAUUGUAUUUGUGUUAAAACGAUUGAUCUCUUCCAGCCUCACGAUGGACCACUGCCUCCUGCCUCGGUCUAUGUGGACGGAGGACUGUAAAUUCCUCCAGCAUCCAACAGAUCUCAACACGAGCGUGGUUGUGACGCGCAGCAUACCUGCAGGCACGUGCUUUGGGCCGUGCGUGCUCCAAAACACUUUCUAUGACACCAUCGCCUUCAUAGCUCAGAAGUGCUGCGACAAGACAUCCAAAUUCUACAUGUUCAGGGUCGACCCAGAGGCUUUGCGCAACUCCGCUUUGGUGCUGUCCUGGUUGCGGCUCGUGCAGGCGGCGCGCAACGGAGAGGAGCAGAACACGGAGGCCUUUCUGAAGGCGGGUCAGCUGUAUGUGAGGACCACCCGGAACAUCCGGCCGGAGGAAGAGCUGCUGGUGUGGUACGACCAGGAGCUGUCUCACCUACUGGGCUUCACAGACACGCUCAGAGGGCUGGAAGAAUUCAAAUGUGGCCGGUGCCACCAGGUGUUCAAAAAUGAAAACCCCUUCGUGGCACACUGCAGAUUUCUGUGCACUCAAGCGAAAUGCGACACCUGGAGCCGCGAGGUGCACGAGCACGUGGACGUUAAGAGGCAACACAGAGUGACAGAUUUCCACAACAUCGCCAGAGAUUUGGAGCAGAAAACAUCUGGCGCCGAUGAGGACGCAGCGGGUUCCCCCAGAAAGAGGAAAAGCGAGGACACUCUGCUCCCCAAGUGGCGUAAAAGCGUCCUGCUGGAAAAAAACAGCAUUUCAAAUGAUGAAGCACAAGCAGUGAAGGAGCACGAGCAGGCGCCAGGAGUCUCCUCCUCCUCGGGGAAAAUGAAAGCUGAAAGGGUCAAAGCGGUUCAUGCGGGACGCAGAAGUGCUGAUCUGGCUGAAGGUGGGGAAGUCAGGGGGACUUUUACGCACGGCACAGAGGUGGAUACGCAUUUGGAGACAGGGGAGGGGUCUGGAGUGCUGUCGAGCAGCAGCAGCGCAUUUUCUGUGGUUCUGUCACACAGCCAAGGCGCGCAGAGAAGCGCCUUUUGCAAACCGAGUAAAAGAACUGCCCCAGUGGAGCCUCAGGCCCACAUCAUCAGCGCUCCGACAGCCCCCUCUAGCCGCCUGGAUGAGUUAGCUGAAGGCUUCACGAGCAGGACUGUUCUGGGAUACAACAAUCUGAUGGCGACCAGCAUCCUGAGCGCUGACGUGCACGCAUUAGGCUCCUCGGUGCCAUUAAGCAACGCUUUCCAUUACGCACCAGAGCACUGGUCCAGGAACUUUGGCGCUCAGCUCCAAACCACAUCUUCCCUCACCAUCCUCCCGCCGACUUUCACCUCAUUCGGCGUGUCGGUGCAGAACUGGUGCGCCAAAUGCAAUCUGUCCUUCCGCAUGACCUCUGACCUGGUGUUCCAUAUGCGCUCCCAUCACAAGAAGGAGUUCGCGGCAGAGUCUCAGGUGAGGCGCAGAAGGGAGGAGAAACUCACCUGCCCGAUCUGCCACGAGUAUUUCAGAGAGAGGCACCACCUGUCCAGACACAUGACUUCUCAUAACUAAAGAGGGGCAACAGAUUUAUUUAUUUUCCAAAUAAUGCCCCAUUUAAACUCGAGACUUUUAAUGAAUGUAGUGAAAUAGCCAAACUGUCACGGUUUGUCCACUAGAU